Messenger RNA from Capronia coronata CBS 617.96, 1710 nucleotides. RefSeq lists its product as uncharacterized. Gene Ontology annotation, molecular function: CoA-ligase activity. The record is from RefSeq and is a predicted model, not a curated record. The coding region runs from base 1 to 1710 and encodes 569 amino acids. The transcript is spliced from 4 exons. Gene Ontology annotation, biological process: secondary metabolic process. NCBI's taxonomy places the organism in Eukaryota, Fungi, Ascomycota, Eurotiomycetes, Chaetothyriales, Herpotrichiellaceae.
AUGCCGCGAAAGACUGUUUAUCUGCCCACGAAGGACUAUGAACUUCCAAGCCUCGACCUGCUGACGCUGAUCUAUGAGUCUCCAGAGGCUUGGAGCAAAGAGUCGACUAUUGUCCACGCUGAAGCGGCUCUGCCCUCCAACAAUGUUACGAAAGCCCAGGCACGGGACUAUACCAAGAGAAUCGCCUAUCACUUCAGACAUACGUACGGAAUAGGCGCCGACGGACCCGGUAAGGAUGUGGUGGUUUGCAUCUCGUCAGGUCAGAUCCUCCUCUCCGACAUCUUCUAUGGCGUCAUUGCAGCUGGAGGCGUCUACUCGGCAGCAAGCUCGAGCUUCACUCCCCUGGAGCUGGCGAGACAAAUCAAGCAGGGCAAAAGUCUAUUGAUCGUGGCCAGUCCGGACUGCACAAAUGUCGCGGUCAAGGCGGCACAGAAGUGCGGAGUUCCUCUAGAUAGAGUCCUGGUGCUGGAUAGCAUGGGCGGUAACAGGAGCAUCCAGGAUGUCCUGGGCAAGGGCCAGAAUCUCAUCGAAGGCGACGGCAAGCUGAACGAAAGGUUGGAUUGGGAAGUCAUCACGGACAAGGAAGUCUUGUCGAACAGGGUGAUCUGUCUACUCUACAGCAGUGGCACCACCGGUGCCCCGAAAGGAGUCAAUCUGUCACACCAGAAUCUUGUGUCUGAAGGCCUGAUCCCGCAAUAUAUGGUGCGAGAAUUCUUCAAUCGCCAACGCCGUCGUGACCCAACAUACCAAUUCGAGUACCGAACCCUGGCCCAUCUCCCUGCCGCGCAUAUCGCAGGCUGCCAGGGCUAUCUUGUCAAUCCAGCCAUCGCGGGCGGGACGGUGUACUGGAUGCCCCGAUUCGACUUCGCCAAGUUCCUCGAGUACAACAAAACGUUCCAGAUCACGACAUUCUUCACCGUGCCGCCGAUCUACCUGCUGAUCGCAAAGAGUCCGCUCGUGACCGACCAAUUCCGCACACUGACCCACGCGAUCACGGGCGCGGCACCGAUGGGGCCGGAGCUGAUGGCACUCGCUGAACAGAAGCUCGGCUGCAGCAUCAGCCAGACAUGGGGCCUGAGCGAGACGACGGGCAGUGUGACGGCGAUGCCGUGGGACCGGCACGACAAGACGGGAUCGGUGUCGCCCCUGUUGCCGAACACGAGGAUGCGUGUCGUCGAUGACGAUGAGGUGGACGUCGAGGAAGGCACGGAAGGCGAGUUCAUCAUGCAAGGACCUAUGGUCACCAAGGGGUAUUGGGACAAUGAGAUGGCGACCCGUGACAGUUUCACCAGGGACGGGUUGUGGUUCAAGGCAGGCGAUGUCGGCGUUGUCAGAGACGGCAUGUUCUACGUCGUCGAUCGGAAGAAGGAACUCAUAAAAUACAAAGGCCUACAAGUGGCUCCCGCAGAGCUCGAGGCUCUGCUACUCUCCCACGAUCUGAUCCUCGACGCGGCCGUCAUCGGCGUCUCUGACCCGUCCGGGUCCGGCAAUGAAUUACCCCGUGCCUAUGUCGUGGCCGACCGCUCCAAGAUAUCGGCCGAGCAGAUCAAAGACCAUGUCAAGCAAAACUUGGCGCAGCAUAAACAGUUGCGUGGCGGUGUCGUGUUUCUUGACGCCAUUCCCAAGUCGCCGUCAGGCAAGAUCUUGAGGAGAGAACUCAGGGAGCUGGCCAGCAAAGAGAGACACGCAAGGCAGGGGGCCAGGCUGUGA